Molecule: messenger RNA, 1494 nt
Organism: Gryllus bimaculatus (two-spotted cricket)
Lineage: Eukaryota; Metazoa; Arthropoda; Insecta; Orthoptera; Gryllidae
Source: the annotation of a GenBank genome assembly
AUGGUGGGCGAGUGCUGCACCGACUGCGUCUUCCAGGACACCGAGUUCCUGCAGAACACGUGCGGCGCGUCGUUCGCGCUGUUCAUGGGGCUAGUGCAGUUCCUGCUGCGCUCGCAGUGCGACAUCGCCGAGCCGUGCACGCGCCUGGGCCGCGACGCGGGCCUGCUGCAGCCCGACGCCGAGUUCGACUUCGUGGUGGUGGGCGCGGGCGUGGCCGGGCCCGUCGUGGCCGCGCGCCUCUCCGAGAACCCGCACUGGAGCGUGCUGCUGCUGGAGGCGGGCCCCGAGGAGCCCACGGCCACGCAGGUGCCUGGCUUCGCCGUGAGCGCCGUGGGCACGGUGCUCGACUGGAACUACACCACGGGCAUGAUGUACACGCGCGGGCACCGCAGCAUCUUCGACUCGUGGGCAGCAGCGGGCAACGAGGGGUGGGGCUACGACGACGUACUGCCCUUCUUCAAAAUGGCGGAGCACAACCUGGACGUGGACGAGCUGGACACCGAGCUGCACGGCUUCCAAGGCCCGCUCACCGUCUCGCACUUCCCCGACCACCCGGCCAUGGCCGAGUCUGUGGUGCAGGCCGGCGUCGAGCUGGGCUACAGAGACGGCGACCUGAACGGCUUCAACCAGACGGGCAUCAACGUGGCGCAGAUGAUGGUGCAGGACGGGCUGCGCGGCAGCACUUCGCGUCUGUACUUGCGCCCGGCCUCCCGCCGCGAGAACCUGCACCUGGCCGUCAACGCGCACGUCAGUAAGAUAGUCAUCGACCCCGACACCGGCCGCGCCACUGGCGUCGAGUACCUGCUGCCCAACGGCGAGACGCGGCGCGUGCGCGCGCGCAAGGAGGUGGUGCUGUCGGCGGGGGCGGUGGCGUCGCCGCAGCUGCUGCUGCUGUCGGGCGUGGGGCCCGCGGAGGAGCUGCGCGCCGUGGGCGUGCCCGUGGUGCUCGACCUGCCCGGCGUGGGCCGCAACCUGCACAACCACGUGUCGGUGGGCGUAGGCUUCUGGGCGGACGACGCCGACCGCGAGACGCUCACGCUCGAGUCCCUGGCGCAGUUCCUGCGCACGCACGACGGCCCGCUCUCCAGCACCGGCCUCACGCAGGUCACCGGCUUCCUGCGCUCCAAGUACGCCCCCACCGACGUGCCCGACCUGCAGAUGCUAACCGGAGUCGCGCCCCGCCGCGCCGUUCCCCCUGCGCAGGUGUUCUUCGACGGCUACAACGCGGCGUGCUCGGCGACGGGGCUGCCGGACGAGUGCAGCGACGGCAGCGUGGGCGGUUGCUCGACGCGCCGCUACAUCUAUGCGCGCCCCACCAACAUCCUGCCGCGCAGCGUGGGCGCGCUGCGCCUGGCGUCGGCCGACCCGCUCGCGCAGCCGCUCAUCGACCCGCGCUACCUCAGCGAGCAGCGCGACGUCGACGUGCUGGUGGAAGGGCUCAAGCUCAUGGUGGAGCUGACGCGCACCUCCGCCCUGCAGAAGUGGGGCUUCGAG